Microthlaspi erraticum is the source of this 360-nucleotide messenger RNA. NCBI's taxonomy places the organism in Eukaryota, Viridiplantae, Streptophyta, Magnoliopsida, Brassicales, Brassicaceae. The record is from the annotation of a GenBank genome assembly.
AUGCGGCAUGAUCACAAGGAGAGUGAUGUUAAGAAUAGUGGAAGAGAUGCGCCUGAAGCGCUUGGUAAAAUAAGUAGACUUGUGGCAGACAACACUGAUUUGGGGCUUCCUCUUGGUGCUAAUGGCGGAGGAGUAGACAUUGUUGUGUCACCACUUGAGACAAGGCAAAUCUGUGACGAUGAGCUUAAUGUCUUCAUGUACUUCCGUCUCUUGUCACGACCUCGCUUCAUCCUAUCACAGCUUGUUCUCUUCAUCUUAGAACCUGAAGGAACAAAACUAGUAUCACCACCACCAAUUACGUUUCUUGAUCUCAAUGUUUCAGCUGACUCAACAACCAGAUUCUCCUCCAAAGAACUCUAA